AUUUUGAGUCUUUGGCACGCACGUUUCUUGGCCUGCAGUACAGGACGAAGAUCCGUGAACUCCCACAACACAAUUCACUUUAGGCAGUAUAGUCUAGCCAAGAAGAGGUACAGUCAGCAAAGAAAAAGAGAGAAACAGAGAUGACUCUGGGUCUGAUCAAUGCCAACCCCGUCGUUCACGCCAAGAAGGAAAGGGUUGCUCGCACCGAAGAUCCUCACGGUGACGACGCCGUUGACCCUCUCGAAAUUUAUGAUAUCCUUUUAGUUUCAUUUUGUUCCUGAAUUAAAUCCAUGUUUGGAAGACCUACCUGUUCGAUUAGUUUGGUUUUUACUUGGAUUUGGAUUUUACACUUAUUGGGUUUGUCGCAUUUUAUCAGUAAUCAAAUGGGAUGGGUAAAUUUUGUGAGGGAUAUAAGAGAUCCAGAGCACCCAUAUUCAUUGGAGCAGCUCAGUGUUCUCUCAGAGGAAUCAAUCACAGUUGAUGAGAAGCUUGGCCGUAUUCUAAUAACUUUUACUCCCACCAUCCAGCAUUGCAGUAUGGCGACAGUGAUUGGUCUGUGCCUCAGGGUUAAGUUAAAGGAAUACUUUCCUCCCCAUUUUAAGCUUGACAUUAAAGUAGCUCCUGGAUCUCAUGCCAAUGAAGAAUCAGUUAAUAAACAGUUGAAUGAUAAAGAAAGAGUUGCAGCCGCCUUGGAGAAUCCUAACCUUCGCCAACUCGUGGAUGAGUGCCUCUACUCUAAUGAACUUUGACCAAGUACAUUCACCUGCCUUGAAGCUACUAGACAGUACAAAUGACAGCAGCUGGUAAUUGCAAUAAGACGUGGCUCUGUUAUGUUAUGUUGAUCUCCACAAUGUAUAUGCAGUAGUCCAAAUGCAUCUAGGGGUGUAUCGCUGUAUGUGAGGAGAAAUCAGUAGGGUGGUUGACUAUCAGUUUGACUCUAUCUUUGCUACGGCCAUAGCAAUUUGAAUGAAAACCGUUUGGUGCCUAAUGAAUUCUCAAAAAUAAAUUGAUAAUGUGUUAUGCUUCCUGCUAUUAUGCCUACCUCCACGCCACACCUGAAGUUCAAAUGCUCAUGCUCAUCUAUGUUUUGCCCAACAUAUGUUUUAUGAUGAUCUGGUUUUCUCAACUAAAGUUGUUUCCACAUUGUGGGCAGGCCAAAAAACUAAAUUGCUCUCA
Messenger RNA from Rubroshorea leprosula, 1176 nucleotides. NCBI's taxonomy places the organism in Eukaryota, Viridiplantae, Streptophyta, Magnoliopsida, Malvales, Dipterocarpaceae. The record is from the annotation of a GenBank genome assembly.